Molecule: messenger RNA, 546 nt
Organism: Penicillium pulvis
Lineage: Eukaryota; Fungi; Ascomycota; Eurotiomycetes; Eurotiales; Aspergillaceae
Product: ankyrin-2
Exons: 2
Coding region: 1-546 (181 amino acids)
Source: RefSeq, a predicted model, not a curated record
AUGGCCACCGGCACAUCAGUUACUAUUGUGCAGACACUGUCAUUCAAGCUAAUCAAAACGGGCUAUGCUCUUUCUCAAUGGUUAUGGAGGUUCCCGCAUCCCACGAUCAUUUCAUGGAAACAGACAUUGGUUCCAGACGUACUUUGCAUGCACUGGUGGGCCACUAUCGACUCGAAGCUCACAAUUGGCGUAGUAUUUUAUAAAGAAAAAAACGACAGGGGUCUAUUUCCACCUUCUUCAAAUGGUUACCGCCAUCGUUGGCGUAAAGUGCGACAAAAGUUCCCACAGGGUAAAUACGGAGAGAAGGUCAAAUAUGUCUGGGAAGUCCAGUCCAGUACAGUUCCCAGUCGAGCGGCCCUGGCUCAAAUUUUCAUGGAUGAUUUGCUGCUUUUUCACUUGUGCAAUCGCAUUGCUUACCCCGAGAACUCCAAGUGGCUUGGAAUAUCUAAUACCGCCGAGUUAGAUAUACAGGAUUUCGAGAAGACCCAUGGUAUGCUCUGCAUUAUGACCAAGCGCCGAGAUCUAAACGCCUCAGAGAGUAGGUAG